Messenger RNA from Procambarus clarkii (red swamp crayfish), 4915 nucleotides. RefSeq names its product Rho GTPase activating protein at 54D (gene RhoGAP54D). NCBI's taxonomy places the organism in Eukaryota, Metazoa, Arthropoda, Malacostraca, Decapoda, Cambaridae. Gene Ontology annotation, cellular component: cytoplasm. Gene Ontology annotation, molecular function: GTPase activator activity. Gene Ontology annotation, biological process: signal transduction; regulation of small GTPase mediated signal transduction. The record is from RefSeq and is a predicted model, not a curated record.
GAGGUAGCUCGCCCAUGCUCUAAAUUCGAAUGUUGUUGUUUUGCUGAGUUAGACGAGGAGCCUUCGGCCUGAUUAACUUACCUCAAGUGAAGCUCUUUUAAGCCAACAUGUGCGACUGAAGGAAGGGGCUAAGGCCUUUCGUCAUCUUAAAGGCAUGAAUACAUCGCAGAAAGAGAAUGAGGAUGGUGAGAAGAGCAUCCAGCAACAGCUGUGGCAUCUGCGGCAUGAGGACCCUACCCAGUACCACACGCUGGUCAAGAUGCACCUUUCCUUUGCAACAGAUCUCCCCACAGACCAAUGUGAUGGGAAAGGAAGUGAGCCAUCAUCUGGUUGGUGGUGGCAGCUGGCACCUCUGAUCAAGAAGCUGGGUCGUGCUACCGUGUUAAGCAAAGGCGUGAUGGAGGGUGCACCCCUUACUCAAGAAGGGGUGUGCCAAGCCUUCCAACUAAUACACUACCUCAGUAGAGACUACAAUAUUACUCAGGAGGGUUUGUUCCGAAAGAGCGGAAGUCUGAGUCGUCAGCAGGAGCUGAAAGCUCAACUAAAUGCUGGGGGCGACCUCAACUUGGACUAUGGCACGUACUCGGCCCAUGACUGUGCCUCGGUCCUCAAGAGCUUCCUGGCUGAUCUGCCGCAACCACUCCUUACAGAGGGACAUUAUUCCAUCCAUUGUACUAUAGCUGAAAUGCUUCAGUCGCAUAUGGAUGAUGACAAGAAGGAACACGCUCAUGCUCGUCAAAUCAAGGCACUUCGUCUCUUAUUUUUAUUGCUGCCACCACAAAACUAUCAGCUGCUGCAUGACCUCCUCAUCCUUCUAUAUCGAGUGACACUCCACCAAAAGGAAAACCUGAUGUCUGCUAUUAAUCUGGGAACAAUGUUUGCUCCACAUAUUUUGUGUCCGAGAAAGAUGGCUCCUAAUGACCUACAGUACUUGUCAGGUACUCUAAGUACUGCUGUAGCCUUCAUGAUUGAGCAGGCCCCUCUGCUUUUCCAGGUUCCGCUCGAGUUGGAAUAUGACGUGCGGCAGUACUGGAGCAAUAAGAAAACAAUGCGAUAUCAGCUGUCAAAACGAUCGAUGAUGGAUGCUCCAGCUAAAACUAUUUUUACCUUCAUUGAUCGUGACCUUACAGCACAAGCCAAUGACAAAGAUGUUACAGAAAUAGCUCUUGCCGAACUUUAUGCAUAUGUUCAGUCACUGCCAGAGUCUGCAAAAAAACGUAAAUUAAUUAAACAAUUUAACUGUGGCACUGGUUUGGGAACCCCACAGGCCAAUCAGAGCUUCAUCAAGAAGCAAGAGGCUCGGGGCAAAAGGUUAGGAGACUCAAUCAAGAAACAUCUAUUCCACAAGACAGUGAAAUCUUCAAAGAGUAAAUCGCAGCCUUUUGCUUCUUCUGACAGCACCAAAGUUAAGCGUUCCAACAGUCAAGAUUUACUUAGUAGUCCUUCUGCCAGAUCCCCUGAGCUGCGUAUGUACCGUCGUAAUACUGAGCUUGGCACACGGAGUCGUUUAAAAGCAAAAUCUCUUGAUGAUUUAUCAUGUAGCGACGACCUUUCCUCGGACACCACCUCUUCUCCAUACUCGUCUUCCUUUAUUCACACAAUAUUUCACACAAAAUGCCAUUUCCGUCAGAAUGGAAAGCAUCCCUUCCCCAUUUCCCUGCCAUCACUUGGUAUUAAUGCAUGUCUUGGUUCAUCAUCGUCGGAUCAAGGCUCCUGUACUGAUCCUUUGUCCCCUCUGCCCCUCUUGUCUUUUUCCCCGGAUUCGAGUUGUGAUACUCUGGAAGCUCUCACAGAGGUCAACUCCAGUCAGUCCGUCCUCAGCACCAGAACGGAAAAAUUUCCCCAAUCUGCUUUCAACUUUGCCUCAACAGCACUGGAGGAAGUUAAAGAAAAUGCUCUCCCUUGGGAUAGCAUGUUGGCCUCUACUCCUGCUGGCUCCCAGCUGCAGGUGCACUCCCCCAUUUCUCAGGCUAUGAUAAGAGCCAGCAUACCUCAGAAGGUGAUAAUGACUCCACGUAGCCGUUGUCCAAUCAUCAUCAACUCUGCGUCCAAUUUAUCUCAAGUUGCCGAGGAAAGCUUGCACCUGCAUGCUUCCAGAAGCGUGAACAAAGAGGAGAGUGAUGAUGCAAGUAAUGUAGACAUGCACUGCUCCCCUGUUAUUGGUAACCCAACGGCCCAGCUCACAUCCCCACCAAAGUCUGUCCAGUCACCAGCUGACUCUACAAACCUCAAUUUGAUUUCUUCUGAUCAUGAUAAAAAUGAUACUGAUGAUGACUUGGAAAGGGAAACAAGCGAGAAGAAAUCCCAAAGCACUUCACAUGAUUGUAAGAAGGAAGAGAGAGAGAGUAAACUUAGCAGCAGAUGGGGCUCAACUUCCCUACGUCGAACACUAAGUUCAGCCAGCUCAACUAGCUCGCUCUUUGGUGGUUUUUUCCGCCAUUUGAGCACGUCUUCCCUGGCUCAGUUAGCUACAAGACUGACAUCAUCUUCUACACGUCAGCAUCCUGAGAUGGAUGAAAAUACAGAUAUUGAGAAUGGGUCAAUGUCGGAGGACGACGACGUUAUGAAUGAAUCGUUAACUAGUGUUUUCAAGGAAUAUCUUUUAAGUCGCAGCAUACUUACAGACAAUCCAGUUGAUUUAUCUUUACAUUUAGAAGAUGAGGAAACCAAAGAAGCUGAAAUGGAGAAAGGUACUUUUUUACUAGAUAAAAAUACUGAUGAACACAAUGAAGCUUACCAAUUUUGUGAUUCUGCAUAUGGGGACUCUCAGCCUCCAAGUAAAUGUGUGUCUCGGCAGUGCUCAAAGGCUUCUUUAAGAUCUCUAGACUCUGCUGUUGGUCUCUCUGACUCUCUCUUAUACUGCCUGAAUGGAAAUGAUCCAUUAUCUGCCUCUGGUUCAGUAGGAAGGAAUAGCUGCAAUAGUUCUCGAACCAGAAUACUUGAAGAAAAUUCAGAACCUCUAGCUCAGAAUUCAUUCUUACAAGAUAGAGCUGAGAACAAAAAUUUGUUAGAGCUCCAUUCGUGUUCACCAGACAGCCGAUGUCAGUCUCUUCUUAAAACCAAGCAAGGCACUCCAGUACCACAAAGAGACAAAGAACUUUCAGAGAGUGCAAACAGUGCUAAAGUGCUUUUUGAAACCUCUUUUUAAUAUUAAUGAUAACUUAAAAUAAUUUGUUUUUAUCCACUUGGAACAAAAAAUAUCAAUACUAGAUUUGAUUUUUUAAAUUCCACCCAAGACGGAUUUGACAAACCCAAGCACUGGCCUGGCCUGGUGAUAGUGUGGGGCCAAGCACUGACCUGGCCUGGUGACUGUGUGUGUGUGUUCUGCAGCAAAUAAUGCAUCACCAAAGCUGUCUGAGCAAAGGCACUCAUGCGUGCUGCUUGGGUUGAGCACUGCUUGGUGCAGUCUUGCAGCCUCUUUUGCUGUUUCAUACAUUUAUAUAUCUGUUAUGAUCUCUUGUUUCCUAUGGUAACUCCUUCUGGGAGUGUCCUCAGGUAGAAUACUUUGAAUUACUUCUACUUCCUUUUAAAUGUUAAAUGAAAUAUUUAAUAAGAAUUUACAUGUAUCAUUUUGAUGUCUUGAAAACAACAUAUGGAAAUACUUAAGGUCGCUUCAACAAAUGUACAAAUGUAAUAUUAAAAAAAAUUAUAGUAGUUCAGUACUGUAUGUGGAAAAAAGAUCUGAUACUAAGAAGCAGUUGCUUCGGCCUCUAUACUGUGUGUCAGUUUUCUAAAUUUCUAUUUUUAGUUUAGUCAGUGACAAGAUCCUUUUUGUUAUUGUGUGUGCUUGUUGAGGUAACCAUCAGCCUUCCCAUGUAUUGUAACGUUUCAGAUUAAGUUGGUUGCUUUAAUAAUAACAAUGUAUAUAAACAUAAGUGAAGCAAGCUUGUGUUUAUAUAGAUUGUUUGGACACAAGCCAACUGACACUACAGUACAGUGUAAUAUAAGCUUAAUAUACUAUACAGUGUUAACUUAUAAAGUAGUGUCUCGUGCACAACAAUGAAAUCUGCAGUGCCAAAAAUUAACAGAAUGGAGAAGCCAAAUGACAAUGACCUGUGUGUGGUUUAUCUUAAAUAUUGUCAACAAUGGUCACCUUAAUUUCUAAUUUAUUCUGUUAAUGAUGUUGACAAUGGUUCUUCAUGAGGUACCAUUUUAUGAAUAAUUCCAUUUAUCAUUUUAUCAUAGACACAGAUGAGAAGUUUAACAUUCAGACAAUGAUGAUAGCUGGGAAAAUUCACUGCUGGUCUUAAUCAGUUAAUAGAGGUGUGGUCUAAAGUUGACCCUUACUGUGAACUGUAUUGGGGUAUUACACAAUGUGUGUAUUAUUCUCUAACUUCAGGAAUAAUUGUACAGAAAGAGUGUUUUAGAUUUAUUGGAUCAUUACAUAACAUUUAUGGUGUUAGAACAGCAUAAAUAGGUACUUUAAGGAAUUGAUAAAUGCAAUAUUUUACUGUGUACAUAGGAAAGAUUUUUUUUACUUCUGAUUUAUUUAGAUUUAUUUAUAUAAUAAUUCCCAUAAGUGCAAAUAUAUUUUGUGGACGUGUACUGAAAGGCCUCUAUUAUGUUUGAAAAUUAUUCCCCUUGUUUCAUCGGCAGUGUGCUGCUCCUGCGGUCUCACUUGGACCAUAUUGUCACAUAUACUCUUCAUGUUUUUACACAUUGUCGAUGCUUAAUACAAUGUGAUGAACAUUGGUUUUUCUUUGUUACAAAAAAUUCUUCUUUGAGGCAAUACACUUUUUGGGGGUAAAUUGAUUUGUUAAUUAUUUUAUAGUGUGUAUAAAGCAGUGCAUGUAGUUUACCAAGUGCCUUAUCAGUAUUCAUUGCUAACAUGAAACUUCAUUUAUUCUCACGAAUUAUUAAUGUUGCAUUUAUCCCUAAAUCAUGUACAAUAUACAUGCAGUAAACUUUCUCUAGC